This is a messenger RNA of Danaus chrysippus (African queen), 903 nucleotides long. The record is from the annotation of a GenBank genome assembly. Lineage: Eukaryota; Metazoa; Arthropoda; Insecta; Lepidoptera; Nymphalidae.
AUGUUAGGUCAUAGCUUUAAUGGUAGAGCUUAUUGCGAAGAUAAGAUUGUUAAUGUAAAAUAUGAAUUCGUAGAGUACACGGUGACAAGUUUGGAGUUAUUAGAGCUCCGGGUCCCGGCUCAUGUGCCUUUGGGUACACGGGCGUCACUAUCUUGUCGAUGGCAGCUUGGACCUAGCGACGUUCUGUACGCCGUUAAAUGGUAUAAAGAUGGAAAGGAAUUCUUCAGGCAUGUUCCCCGCGACGUAGAACCGAGAAGAAAAUUCUUACGUCCUGGAGUCGAUGUAGAGAAUUCGAGUCCGAAUGGCUCAAAUGUAACCCUAUCUCCUGCGGUAUUGGAAACUGGUGGGCGAUAUCGUUGCGAAGUGUCCGGCGAACGUCCACUAUUUCCUACCGUAUCUGACCAUGCCGAUAUGAUUAUAGUUGCUUUACCCGCAACUGGACCAAUUAUUACGGGCUCCAAACUAAGAUAUCAAAUAGGUGAUAGAGUCCAGGUUAAUUGCACUUCUGGAAGAUCUCGACCAGCUACCAGGCUGUCUUGGUACAUAAACGGCGAACCAGCCCCUCUCUCCUCGGUAUUAGCUCCAGAAAGUUACAAACAUGAUGACGGUCUAGAAACGACAAGCCUUGCUCUGGAUUUCAAAGUAAAACCUAAACAUUUUAGGAAAGGAGAUCUCAAGUUAAAGUGUCUUGCUACUAUUGCGACCGUAUAUUGGCGGAGUAACGAGGAAAGUGUUCAAGGAGAAAGAUUUAAGGGCUAUGCAAGAUCCAAAGAAUUGAUCGAAGGUGCCUCCAGAGCUGAUCGUGUACAGGCUGCAGGAAAAACAGGACCAUGUCAUUCCGUGCUAAACCUGUCAUCUUUGCUGUUGCUUUUGAUUAUAGUAUUACACACACCCUACCAAUAA